AUGUCAGGUGCGGCGCCCCCGUCGGCGGCCGUUGCGCGGCUAGAUCUUCGGAAAACUUCAACACCUGCUCCCACGUUGUCAACUGCCGCCUUUUCUUCCGCGAGCUGCGUUGCUCCGCGCGAUGCGCCAGCCGCGCAACAGUCUCUGGGUUGCCCGCCGCGUCUGCCGCAGCCCAGACGCGCGCCAGCCGUCGAGCUUGCCUUCCCCUCGUCUCUGGCUCCCCCCCCCGCGUCCGCUUCCCGUUCUCUCAACCCGGAAUCCUGGCGGCCUCCAUCGAGUUCGCACGAAUGCAGCUCGCGAACGGCGGCUUCGCCAGGUUCUCUCGCUCUUGAGGCGAACUCGCUUUCUUCUGCGGCCUCCGGAGCUGUCGCCUCCACCCCGCCUGACGACGCCGAGUCGGCCUUGACUGGCCGUCCCCCUGUGGAAGGGGCGCGACCGCGGUCGCUGGAGGCGCGGCGGAGGGCAGCGGCGGCUCGGGCGCGGGCUGCGGCGGCAGCUUUCGCGCACGCAGACCUUGCUCAGUCCAAGGGAGACAGAGAAGAGACAGGAAGCUCCCCACGCGAGGCGGAGUGUUCCGCUGCUGGCGUCUCGCCUUCCGCUUAUGCGGCUAGUGAAGGCGCGCGGGGAGACGCGCAUCGCGAGGCGACUUUCAGCGAGACAGAGGCCGGCGCUGCAGGUCUCCUCAGCGCCCUCGUGAGCGACGCCACGGCCGCGCUGAAGGCGGGAGAGGACGCACGGGAGGCGCGGCGGGUGCGGGGGGGCGGCGCAGAGGCCGUCGGCUUUCGGCUGCAGCUCACACGGCGGAUUCUCGAGCGGGAGGCCGAUCGGAUGCUUCUGCUGGGCACAGCCAACUACCUCGUGGUGCUGGGGAAGUCUCUGGGUCUAUCUUCGCGGUGCAUCAGCGUCGGCUGCGUGUACCUGCACCUCUUCUUCGACUCGUUUUUCUUCCGCGGCCUCGAGCGGAAGUGCGCCGCGGCUGCCUGCCUCCUGCUGUCGUGGAAAUACGCUGAAGACGGCGAGGAAUCUAGGUGUACGCGGAAGCUCUACGACCUGGCGCGCGGUAUGUACCGAGUGUCGGUCCAGCAGAAAGUCAGCGAUCUGCGCGAGGUUCGCAGCCGCCUUUUGGAGGUUUUAGGAGAGCUCAAGAGGGGGCGCGACGCCCCGGGGCUUCCUCCGAAGGUGCUUGCGGCGUCUGGGGCGUCCCCUAGUGUGUGCACCUCGCCCGGCCGCGAGGGCGCGCCGUCGCGGUCGCACGCGGAGGCGCUUGUGGAGACUGUGCUGGCUGAGGAGGCGCUGGAGGAUCUCGCAUCGUCCUCGCGCUGGCUGCUGUGCGACUCGGCGAUUUCGUUUCGCAUCAUUUGCCACAAGCUGCGCAUCUACGAGAGCGCCCUUCUCCGCGCGCUGCGGUUCAACGUAGGACCCGUGCACCUCCCCUUCGCCGCGCUGCGCCUCUACGUCAAAGCCUUCCUAACCAAGUGUCCUUCUACAUCCUCUUCCUCGUCCGCUUCAUCGGCUUCUUCCUCCUCCUCGUUCGCUUCUUCUUCCGACGCGACACGGAGGCCGCCGCCUGGCCAGCCGCCUUGCCAGCCGCCUUUGUCCCCAGACGCGGCUGGGGCCCUGUCUCCGCGGCGCGGCGCGCGCUGCUGCUGCGCCUGCUGGCCAGGGCGCGGGCUGAGGUACGCGCAGCUGCAGCGCAGCCUCCACGAGGGCGCGCUGCGCGAGUUUUUGCUAAUCUCGCGGACGCCCUUCGUCCUGGAGCGACCGGCGACCGCCCUCGCCGCCGCCUGUGUCGUCCGCGCCGCGAUCCUCGCGCGCCUGCCCGCGAGCGGCGUGGACUCCACAGCGGAGCGAGCCCAACCGACCGAGGAAACGGCAGUAGAAGCAGACGCCGAAGUGAGAGGCGAUUCAAAAGUGAAGGCAGAGACAGACGGGAAAGAAGAAGCCGCAGUGAGAGAGGGAGAGGCAAGGAGGAGAGAAGAAGCGAAGGUUCUGGACGUGCUGGCGGCGUUCAGCGCGCACGUGGAGAGCUUUUUGGGAUUGGUGAAUGACCCUCUGGGGGCGGCGCAGCGGGAGGCGUCGGCGGGGGAAGACGGAGACGCCUCGGAGGAGUCCAGUUCCUCGGCGGCAGCGGAGGAGGCCGCGGGGCCGUACGCCGUGGACGCCGCCGCAGUGAAGACGGCUCUCGCGGAUCUGCGGCAAGCCGCGCAGUGGCAGGACGAUCUCUUAAAUGACGCCUUUCCGGCUUUUCCGCUGCCCUUCGCGGCGGAGACUGCGGAUACCGGCGACGCGGACGCCGCGGGCGGUGAAGGGAACGCAGAGGAGAAGGCGGACGGAGGAGAAGAGCGGCGGCGCGAGGCUCUCGAGGAGGGGCGAAAACGACGCCGCGAAGACCGGAGAGGAGACAAGUUCGAGAAGCCAAGAGAGGGGCGUGAACACGCCCACGCGGACGCGGAAAAACGCUGCGCGCGCGCCAAGUCGCACAAGAAGGCCCGCGAGGAGUCGAAACCCGGCGCGCGAGAGCGAGACAGCCGCGAAGAGCCCAGGGACAGAGAAGAAAGAGAUCAGCGAAAGAAGAAACGAUGA
Messenger RNA from Besnoitia besnoiti, 2583 nucleotides. RefSeq lists its product as uncharacterized. The record is from RefSeq and is a predicted model, not a curated record. The transcript has 3 exons. The coding region runs from base 1 to 2583 and encodes 860 amino acids. Lineage: Eukaryota; Apicomplexa; Conoidasida; Eucoccidiorida; Sarcocystidae.